Molecule: messenger RNA, 1842 nt
Organism: Cladocopium goreaui
Lineage: Eukaryota; Dinophyceae; Suessiales; Symbiodiniaceae
Source: the annotation of a GenBank genome assembly
AUGGCCGAAGAUGGCGGCAAAAUGGGAAUCUUCGGCACCAAACAAAUACCAACGGAGUUGAGGAAUCCAGAGGCACUGCAUCAGUACGCCUGUCCAUUGGCGGCCAAUACCGAAGCUGCCAUCAAGAGUGAAUCGGAACACAGCCGUGCCGUUGGCUUAGAAUUCGCGCAUCUUGGGGUCGGGAGCCAUGGCAAGACGGGACGAGACGACGCAUCCUUCCACGCCAUGGCGCCCCUUUUUUCUGGCGAGCGCGGGGUGGUGCUGGUGACCUGUCUGGGCGCCUACUUUCUGUCCAUGGCCAUGAUCUACCAGAUGAGUCCCUUCUUCCAGCUCUAUGCGCGGGAAACCUGUGGUGCCAGCACCAGCACGGUGGGGGUCAUCUUCGGCGUGAUGCCUACGGCCUGUUUUAUAGGUAACCUUGCAAUGGGCUCCAUGAUCAGCAGGUUUGGAGUGGAGGUGAUGCUGAACAGCGGCCUGGUACUCCUGGCCGUGAGUUCCCUGGGCUUUGGCCUCUCCGACUCCGUGGCAGGCUGGAUGUUUUGGAGAUCGCUCCAGGGUCUGGCCACUGCGCCCAUCUACACCUCCAUCAGUACCCGCCUUGCGCGCACCUUCACGGGCAGUGGCGAGUUCAACCGCGUGGUAGGGCUGCAGGAAGUCUUCGGAAACGUUGGCGUCACCAUUGGCCCCUUUUUGGGUGGUGUGCUCUUCCAAUAUGGAGGUUUUUUCCUACCUUUUGCUUUGAGUGCAGUGUUGCAUCUGCUGUUUGUUGGAAUUUCCUUCUGUGGCAAAUCACCUAGCGGCUCCAGCAGCGAACCCUUGGUGGAAGGAAGCGAUGGAGCCGAGGAUCUGGAAGAAGAUCCAACGGUGACGGUCUGCUCAGUGAGCAGCGUGCGGCUGGUGCUGCUGAGUGGCAUCAGCAUGUUAUGUCUGGGCGUCUGGGGUGGCUUCGAACCUCUACUGGGUGAUCACUUCAUUCAGGUUUUAGGCCCCCUCAACCAGUCGGUGAUUGGCUUCCUGAUGUCUCUGUCGGCGCUCCCCAGCACCUUUGGAGCCAUGGCGGUGCCGACGCUGGCGGAGUACGUGGGAAGUAAGUGGCUCAUGACGUCAGGUCUGCUGAUCUACGGCUUGGGAUGUUUCCUGAUGGGCAGCUGGCAGCUGGUGAGUCCAUGGACGUCUCAGCUGGCGGGGCUUCUGUUGAUCGGUAGUGGUUGGGGUCUUUGUUGGACUCCUGUCUUGCCCAGCAUGGUGGAUACGGCGGCCUCCAGGCUGAGAGACGUCAGCGUUGAGGUUGCCAGACAUAAGGUGUCUCCACCUGUGUCCUCCCUGUUCAACGCCGCCGCAGCCCUGGGUGAAGCCUUGGGCCCGACGCUCGGUACCUGGGUUUUGGCGCAGGGCUUCCGUCGCGGCACGCAGCUGCUGACGCUGCUGCUGGCCUGCUACGCCCUGGCCACGCACUGCAGCGACGGCCGUGCAAGAGUCGACCUCGCGGCUGCGGAGCAGCCGCAACUUCGUCGGGAGAUGACGGUGCAUACGCAGACGCUCGAGACCCUGAACUGGAAGAAGCACGUGCAGGAUCCAGUCUUUGAGAAAUUGCUCCUGAGUCGCCUGAAAGCAGACGAUUUAUCGCGAUGUGCCGCUUUGAUCUGCCUGGACUUGAAGACUCCAUGCACCAUGAUGGAGGAUCUCCGCACCUGGCUGGACGUCUUGAAGAGGGUCAGCGCUGAGCUGAUGCAGCAGCUCCCUCUGGAAGAGCAGGAUCGUCUCCACGAGGAGGUCUCUGAGCGAGUGGCCAACUACGAGGAACCUAAAGCUGAGACGAGCCCCGAGGUGUGCUGGGGGUGA